Messenger RNA from Mycetomoellerius zeteki, 1495 nucleotides. RefSeq names its product protein tilB homolog. Gene Ontology annotation, biological process: cytoskeleton organization. The transcript has 10 exons. The record is from RefSeq and is a predicted model, not a curated record. Gene Ontology annotation, molecular function: protein binding. Bases 230 to 1474 code for a protein of 414 amino acids. Lineage: Eukaryota; Metazoa; Arthropoda; Insecta; Hymenoptera; Formicidae.
GUGAAAGCAUUUGCAGCCUACUUCGCGACUAGCAGCAGCUGAGUGGUAGACGUCAGACGAGUAGUCGACAGUAAGGCAUCAUGGCGAUCGGUUAGGGUGUAUAUUGCUCGAAAAAUUUACUGUGAUCUCGUACACGAUUUCUAUCGUGAAUUAAUUGCACCGAAUUUCUCCUCGGACGACCGCACAUCGAUUUUUUGUUGUAUAAUAACGUCCAAACGCGAAUGGCAUAAUGGUGAAGUUGACCGAAGAGAUGGUCGUGGCUCGCACGCGAGUGUCAGACUUUUCCGCCGUAAAAAAACUCAAUUGCUGGGGAACAGAAUUAACAGAUGUCAGUAUCUUAAGAAAAAUGAAGAACGUGGAAGUAUUAUCAUUGAGCAUAAAUAAUAUUAAUACACUUGCUGAUUUUCAAUACUGCCACAAACUUCAAGAUUUAUUUAUAAGACGAAAUAAUAUCAAAGAUUUAAAUGAAAUUUGCUAUCUUCAAGGAUUACCUAAUUUACGAAAUUUGUGGCUCGGUGAAAAUCCAUGUGCAGAAAGGGAAGGAUAUCGAUUGUCUGUACUUCGAGCUUUGCCAAAUCUUGAGAAAUUAGAUGAUAAAGUAGUAUCACCCGAAGAAGUGCAAACUGCAAUGACAAUAGGUCGACCUUUAACACAUCCUCUUGAAAUAGAUGCUUCUCCACAAUCGGAUGUAGUAAGCCCAGAGGAUAUUACAAUUGAAUACAUUGAAGAAAAUGAAUUGGGACGAUCUAGGAGGUACAGUUCUUCUAGUGAUCAGAGAAGCUUUGACGAAACGCAACAUACGCAUGAAGAAUAUGAUCCUGAUAGAAGAAAUGCAAAUUAUAAUGCGUCAUCGUCACAUCAUUACUCACAAAAUAAUCAAUAUGCAUAUGAGCUACAAAAUGGACAAUCAAAGAGUCAGAGCAAAGAUGACACUUUGUGUGCAGAGUCACGAAGCAACAAUGAGACUGUGACCACUAACACUCUUGAAAAAUCCAAGGAUUACGAUGAACGUCCAGUAGUACAUCGACAUAAUGGAGAUUACGACGAAAGACGAGCAUAUUCUGAAUAUAGCGGAAAUGAAGGAUCUCAGCGUAUGUAUACAUCAACACCGCAACGUACGCAAUAUGCUGUCAAUGAAUUUGCAGAUGACAAACGUAAUGACAGAAAUAACUAUAAUUAUGAUGAAAGAUCAAGAUUAGAAUAUGAAGAUUUGCCACAACCACCUCUGACACCUCAAACAAGAAGAAUGAUGGUUCAUCAUAAUGAAAAAGAAGACCCAAAUCAAAUGCAGGGUUGGAUAAGACAUUCUGAAAAAGACAAAUGCAGAAAUCAAUUUCACUAUCACAGACGGCCGGUAACAAGAAAUUCAAAUAUAUUGUCUGCUGUAUUAUGCUUGGUUAAAGAAUUGGAUUAUCCAAGUCUGGAAGUAGUAGAAAUGGCUGUUAGAAAUCGAAUGGAUGAACUAGAAGAAUGAUGUUUCUGACACCGUCCCCAA